This is a messenger RNA of Ambispora gerdemannii, 1863 nucleotides long. The record is from the annotation of a GenBank genome assembly. Lineage: Eukaryota; Fungi; Glomeromycota; Glomeromycetes; Archaeosporales; Ambisporaceae.
AUGACUUCAGUGAAAGAACUCCCAACAGCGACGGUUGAAUCAACUGAUUCACAACUACAACAAAAUGACACCACUUCAGCUACGAGUAUAAUCGUUGCUUCAUCUGGAAACGAACUACCACCACCAAAGGAAAUUAAUCACAUCUCUGAAAAACAUAAAGAGAACAGCAACAGCAGUAAAGACCAAGUCAAACCAACUGGGCCAAUAGAUUACACUUCAAACCCGAAUAGUAGCAGCGCGUCUCCGCUACCUUUGUCUCCGGUCCCAAACUUUUAUUAUCCAAAUGGCGCUACACCUGCUUACGUGGAACAAACUGCUGCAGAGGCGUAUCAGGCUGCUAUAGCAGCCGGAUAUGAUCCAAGUGACCCGAAUUACACUGCUUACGGUCAAUAUGGGAUGCAUCCUCAAUAUUCACAAUUUUAUCCCGAUUACGGUGCCGGUUAUCCGGGUACUCCUCCACUUAAUGCACAGGCUUCGCCUUCUCUACCUCCUCAACCUUUGAGUCCUUACUUUACCGCGACUAGUCCAACAAUAGCCUAUUAUCCUACUUCGCCACAAGUAGGCCCCACUGGAUUAAUUCAUUCUCCGCCUAUGCUACCUUACCUAUAUUCUCCACAAACGCCUUAUAGUAUGCAUGCUCUGCACACACUCUCACCCACAUUAUCACACACUUCUUCCUCAGCCCCGAAUUCUCCUCCGGCUACAUAUUUACCUGGGCCAGGUGUACCUUCUGUACCUUCUCCAAAAGUGGGCCCUCUUAAUAGUAGUCGUGGUUUAAGCGGUAGUCGUUCUCCGCAGCAUUAUACUUAUGGACGAAGAAAUUCAGGUUCACAACAAAAUCCUAAUAUGCCUAAUUAUCAUAAUCCAACAAAAACAACAAAUAUCUAUAUUCGUGGAUUGCCACCUACAACAACAGAUGAAACUCUACAUAAAAUGUGUUCGAUCUACGGAACUAUCACUUCAUCAAAGGCCAUCAUAGACCAGAAGCAAGGCGAUUGUAAAGGAUAUGGUUUUGUAAUGUAUGAAAGCGAGGACCAAGCCAAACAUGCUAUUGAACAAUUAACACGUUUGGGUUUUCAAGUGUCCUUCGCCAAGGAAUCAUUCAGUACACGAUUGAAAAAUCUGCAGGAUAUGGCAUCAACAAAUAUAUAUCUGUCUAACUUACCAUUGGAAAUGAAUGAACAACAAUUGGAGGAAUUGUUCAAUCCUUAUAAAGUAGUGUCUAAUCGAAUCCUUAGAGAUACAAAUGGCACUAGUCGAGGUGUAGGAUUUGCCAGAAUGGAAGAUCGUGACUCGGCUCUUGCAAUUAUUCAGAAAUUUAACGGAUAUCAACUACCUGGAGCUAGUCUGCCUUUACAAGUACGAUUUGCAGACUCGCUAGCACAAAAAAAGCUGAAAGGACAGACCGCAAGAAAGCGUAUGUUGUGGGAUGUUGGGGAAUUUGAUAUUUUGGGCGGCGGUACUAAUUACCCUCAGGUCCCAGUCACUCCUGAGCAUAUGUUGGGGAUGGCUGCUCCUGGAUCACCACCUGGUCCUGGUGCAUAUUUACCUUAUUAUCCUGAAGGAGUGCAACCCUCCGGUGCCUUUCAACAAGGUUCUUUGUCGCCAACAUUUGGUCCUCAAUACGCUAGAUACUAUCAACCCAUGUACGCAGGUCCUGCAACUGCAGUACAACCAGGUGCACCCGGUCAUCCUCCAGUAAAUGCCGUCACACCAGCUGGUCAACCUGCGUCUGAAGUAGUGAAUAACGAUACAUCAUCCUCAUCUUCAGGUAAUAAAGAUUCAGCAGAAGAUUUGAGUGAACUCGUUCAGAAAAAAUUGAAUGUUGAAAGUGGAGAUAACGAUAAUGUCGAAAAAAAUUGA